Molecule: messenger RNA, 2046 nt
Organism: Trichosporon asahii var. asahii CBS 2479
Lineage: Eukaryota; Fungi; Basidiomycota; Tremellomycetes; Trichosporonales; Trichosporonaceae
Exons: 4
Coding region: 1-2046 (681 amino acids)
Source: RefSeq, a predicted model, not a curated record
AUGAAUCGUUCGCAUCCACCGUCCAAGUUGUCCAAGCAGAAGAGAAACCUCGAAACGAAGCCGAAGCUUGCCAACUCAAACCCCGUUGUUGACGAAGGUGAAACGGUGACAGGUCGACGGAAACGGAAACAGGUCGUAUUCUAUGGCAACGUGACCUCAACUGCGAAGGCUCUGAAGAGCGAGCCGAUGACUGAGAGAGCUGGUCCGUCCUCAGUUCGAUCAACGAGAACGUCGACACGGUCAAUGGUUGGCACACCCUCCAAACCGGGCCCAGCUCCGCCGCUCCCUCGAGGGACGAGAGUCAGUCGUCGCUUACAUGCAGUCGACGAUGAAUGGCAGCAGGUUCCUGAGGAGUGGCUUUCGGCAAAUCAACAAGCAGAGAGCGAGCCUGCAGACGAUGAGAGCGAGUUGAGUGACCUCUCAGAGGAGGAGCUUGCUACCGUUGCAAAACAGGACGAGCAGACGCCAACGGCUGGAACAGACGCCGACUCUAGCGACUCCGCCUUAUCCGAAGCACCCUCAGCUGCUGAGAGUAUUGAGACUGCGGACGGGGGCUUGGAAGGCAAUGUUGAUGCUAGCGAUGAAGAGGCUGCAGAGCAAACAAAUGGUGAAGAAGAGCACGAGGAUGAAUUCGAGCUCGGGGUGAGAGAAGCGGCCAAUCUGCCUGAGGGUUUCAUUGAGUGGGAAGCUUUCGCAAAGUCAAAGCACCCCGAUGAGAAGGCGUUCCACAAGUUGCUCUCUACGGAAAUCGCCCCACAAAUUGUGGAAGUUCUGGAGGAGCAAGAGCGACUAAAGCAAGAAGCGAUCAACAAUCGCAAGCGUUCUUCGCGUAUUGCCAUGCGCGAAUUGGAACGUGAGGAACUGCAGAAGCAGGAGCAAGCUCAACGAGAAAUGGAAGAGCGCAUGGAACGGCUUCGCCAAGAGGAAGCUCGAAAAGAGCGCGAAGAACAGGAGGUGCUCGCCAAGGAGCGAGCUCGGGAAGAACGGCUCCGUGAACGAGAAGAAAGGCUUGCUGCUAGGGAACGCGCCAUUCAUGAACGAGCUGAGUCUGAAGCCCGACAGCGUGAACAAGCCGAGCGCGCGCGAGAAAAGAGGAAGCGCAGGCGAGAGGGCGAAGAAGUCUCGGAUGACGAGGGAACGGCUCCAACGUCACGCGCUGCCACUUCUGCUCCCAGCGAAAGUCAAGGGUCCUGGGAACUCAAGUGUGAAGUGUGCAAGCUGCAUGGGUGGAAUCUGAGCGACGAAACAGACGUCGUGUGCUGUGAUGAUUGUGGCCGUUGGCAGCAUAUGCCCUGUCAUGAUCGGCAGGACAGGGCAGCAGGACGAAAGCCGCGAGACUGGGACAGUGUCGAUUUCAGGUGUCAAGAGUGCGAGCUGCGGGCCACUGCAACGAAGCGUCCAAAGACAGAGGAGAGUGACAUCAAGCCAAUGCAGCAGAAGGUGACUAUCUCUAUGAAUGGGAACGCUGCCAACGUCGAGCCCACGGUCGAUGUGGCUCAUACUGGCAACGGUAGUCUUCAUCGGGACGUCCCUCCACUCCAGUCCCAUCAAUUUGCCAACGGCUAUCAGGCAGUACACCGCGACCACAUCCCCGAGGGUCACCUUCAGCAUCAAACCAUAGCACGACAUCACGCUCCUCCGCCUCCGCCGCACCCUCAUCUUCACGUGCCCCCACAGGGUCACCAGUUUGCCCCUUCGCCAUCGUAUGCGCCGUCGUAUGCUGCGCCGUCGUAUGCCAACCCGUCAGGCCAGCACACUCAUUCCGGGCAUCGGCCUUUCCAAUCGGUUCAAGCACACGGGGCGUUAGCUCAUGACUACCACCGCCAGCAACACUAUCAUCCAGGACCUGUAGCGCAUCGCGUAGGGCAGCCAUCGUACGCUAACAUCCUUCACCCAGCGCCAUCCCACCUUGUCCACCAGCGCCACGGUACCUAUGCUAGCAACUCCUCGACACUUUCAUCACAGUACCCAGCUGAAGAGCAUACUCACUUGCGACCAAGUGGCUUAGAUGGUCAAUCCUUCUCUGUGCCAUCAGCUGAGCGGUGA